Parascedosporium putredinis is the source of this 1488-nucleotide messenger RNA. The record is from the annotation of a GenBank genome assembly. NCBI's taxonomy places the organism in Eukaryota, Fungi, Ascomycota, Sordariomycetes, Microascales, Microascaceae.
AUGACACGUCAAAGGUCCCGCUCUCACGGGGACGGCGAUGAUGAGACCGCAACCGAGACAACCCCGUUCCUCCACCGCGACAAGAACGGGAGAAGCAACGACACGGAAUCACCGACAGUACGUGCUGACGAUGAUAUCCAAAGCGGACACGGAGGUUCUGGUGUGGGCAAAAGCUACGGAACCGGCAGGGAGCAGCAGGACGGGCGACCGCCGGGCAAGCCGCUGCCCAAAUUCCAGAUUCUGCUGCUGUCGUAUGCGCGCAUGAUGGAGCCCAUCGCCUUUUUCUCCAUCUUCCCCUUCCUUGCCAAAAUGGUGGAGCGCAACGGGAAGCUACCCGAGUCAGACGUGGGCUUUUAUAGCGGCCUCAUCGAAUCACUCUUCUCCGCGACGCAAAUGGCCGUGCUGCUGUUCUGGGCUCGCCUCGCAGAUCGCAUUGGCCGAAAGCCCGUCCUGCUCAUCAGCCUCGUCGGUAUGGCCAUCGGGCCCGGGCUCUUCUGCCUCUCCACAACUAUCUGGGAAAUGAUCUUGUAUCGCUGCUUAGCUGGCAUCUUCUCUGGAUCGUCGCUCAUCAUCCGCACCAUGAUUGCCGAGCUCAGCACGCGGGAGACGCAGGCCCAGGCCUACAGUUGGUUCUCUUGUCUUUUUGACACCUACCCCUACGCCUUGGCCGGUUUCGUCAUCGCUGCCAUCGGCGCCACAGGCGCCGUGACCACCGCCCUGUUCCUCGAAGAAACUCUCACCGCCCAGGGUCGCGUCAAAGAUUCCAGCGCCACAGCUACCGAGGAGGUCCCCGUGGCUACGCCUACCUUGUGGGAAGCCCUCAAGGCACCUGGCGUUGCGGUAGCGCUGUGGGUCUACUCGCACACCAUGCUCCUUGCCUAUAUCUUUACCGCCGUAUUUCCCAUUGCUCUCUACACGCCUGUAAAACUUGGCGGUUUUGGCUGGGGCUCCAAACCUUCGAUGAUCUCCCUCGUCAUGGCCGUCGAAGGUGCUAGCCAGACCCUCUGGCUGCUCCUCGCCUUCCCCUCCCUCCAGCGUCGGCUUGGGACAAAGAUCGUGAUGCGAUGGUGCGCCAUUGCUUACCCAUUCACCUUCCUAGGGUACAUCCUCCUGAACUACCUCCUCCGCACUGGCAGCCCUGUCUCUAUGGCCUGGUUCUGGUCCAUUGGAGCAGUCAUUACCAUUCUCGGUCCGGGCGUUUCCAUGACAUUUACGGGCGUGCAGCUCGCCCUGAACGAUUCCGCUCCUAAUCCUCUCUUCCUUGGCACUCUCAAUGCCAUCGCACUGAUUGUCUCGAGCGGCAUACGCACCCUUGCACCAGGCGCGUCGACCGCCCUUUACGCGGUCGGUGUGAGGAACCAAAUUCUUGACGGUCAGUUAAUCUGGAUCGUCCUGAGCGUCCUGAGUGCAGCGUACAUAAUUUGCUGCUACGUGGACAGGCUCGCCCAGCAGGGCUUCGUCAUCAAGUCUAAAGUUCUACAAGACUAG